CUCGACAGUCUCUCCACCCGUGCCCCUCUUCCUCCAUCUCCUCCCUCUGCUGUCCUCCACCCUCGCCCCCUGAGCUUUUGUUCAGCUGCACUUGACCGAACACGCUCACUCUGCUCGGCAGUCUCGCCACACUCCCCCUCCCCCAGUUGUCCAACAAACCAGAGAGCCAACUCUGAUCUCUCUCUCAUCUCUCAUCUCGUCUCUCGCUCACUCUUUCUCACGCGCGCAAGCAAGACAACCCCAAGCAGCGACCAUGGAGGCCAUCAAGAAGAAGAUGCAGAUGCUGAAGCUGGAUAAGGAGAGUGCCAUCGAGAGAGCGGAGCAGGCUGAGGCAGACAAGAAAGCGGCGGAGGAGAAAGCUCGCCAGAUGGAGGAUGAGUUGCUGGGUCUGCACAAGAAACUCAAAGGUACAGAGGAUGAGCUGGACAAGUACUCCGAGGCGCUCAAGGAUGCCCAGGAGAAGCUGGAAGUGGCCGAGAAGAAGGCUGCAGAUGCUGAAGCCGAUGUGGCCUCCCUCAACAGACGCAUCCAACUCGUAGAGGAGGAGCUGGACAGGGCUCAGGAGCGCUUGGCCACAGCCCUGCAGAAGCUUGAGGAGGCCACCAAGGCUGCGGAUGAGAGUGAGAGAGGCAUGAAAGUUAUUGAGAACCGGGCCCUCAAGGAUGAAGAAAAGAUGGAGUUGCAGGAGAUCCAGCUGAAAGAGGCCAAGCACAUCGCUGAAGAGGCCGAUCGCAAGUAUGAAGAGGUGGCCCGUAAGUUGGUCAUCAUCGAGGGGGAGCUGGAGAGGACAGAAGAGCGUGCGGAGGUGGGAGAAACCCGGGUUCGGCAGCUGGAAGAAGAGCUGCGAGUCAUGGACCAAAACAUGAAAUCUCUGCUGGUUGCAGAGGAGCAGUAUUCACAAAAAGAAGACAAGUAUGAGGAGGAGAUAAAAAUUCUCACCGACAAGCUGAAGGAGGCUGAGACACGUGCUGAGUUUGCGGAGAGAUCAGUGGCCAAGCUGGAAAAGACCAUCGAUGAUUUGGAAGAUCGGCACCAGCGGGAAGUGGACAGGACGGUUCUCCUGACUAACCAGCUCAAGCUUGCCCUCUCAGAACUCAAUAACUGACUGUUCUCUGCCUGCUGCCACUGACAAACUUGGCCAGGUUAAAGAAGAUAACGUGGGUCUGCACCGGGUGCUCGAUCAAACCUUGCAGGAGCUACACAGCUUGUAGAGCAGCCUCGCGACUCGCGCGUGUAGGGGCCGUGUGUCGUGCGUCUCGGGAUUUUAGCCCGAGACAACACGCACGCAGUUUGUGGGAUAAUCAUAUAUAUAUAUACAGUCUUGUGUUCUCGUGUAAAUGCAACACAUGUUACUCGUCCGUAAAACAGAAGGUCACGUGAAAAUGGUAAAUAGAGAAGUUUGAACACAUACUGGAUUCGUGAACUAAUGACCGUAACUAGUUGUGAAAUUACACAAAUUGUCGUGCAAAUGUGAAAUGGUGCAUGCUGCCUGAGAAAACCUAGACAAUGACCUGGGAGUCUUGUGAAAUGGAUAUUUCGGUUAUUGGGGGGUUGGGGGGGUAAACGUUACUGAUCUGAAACUUGUGUAUUUUUUUCAAAGCUGAGUAAUCAGCACUGGUAAGCAAUGUCAGAAACCUGUGCAUAUUGUACGCCUUGGCUCUCGCCCAACUGUUGGCUGGCUUCGUCCAAGUAUUUUCUUUCCCUCUCGUUUAUUGCAUGUGCACCUGGAGUGUAAAUCGACACAGGCAUUAUUAAAUAUUCAUCAGUUGUCACAAGCGCUGGCAAGCACUGACAAGCUAUAUAUUGGGAUUAUAGAUUGGUCGCACGAGUGUGUGCGAACACUAAAUUAGCCUGUGCAUUACUUGAAUACGCAUGAGUGAUAUACAGAGUACGUUCAUCGAUUGAACGUAUGAUUUGGAAGUUCUCUAAGACUUGAUUGGGCAUGAUCGAAUCACAAUAAUGUCCCUAUCAAAGUACUGAGCCAGAGCCACAAAAACUGGUUUUGGCCUUGCUCAAGCAACUGACGAAAUACCCCUAAUCAAAUGCUAAUUAAUGUACAAGUCACUUUGUCCUUGCUCGACACAGCAUCGGGAUAACGCACAUUUGCAUUGGCAGGCUUGAUCCAGAUGCGAAAUGCCACAUUACCAUGACGGGUCAGCCUCUGUAGGAUAACCACAUUGUACCAAACCCUGCCAGAAAAAUGGUAUGCACUUAAUUCAGUUAAAUCCCUGCCCGUAAGAGCAUCUUCUAAAUAAAUGUGCUGAGCGUAACACUCAUCUGUACAGAUACAGAGAUGUAGUUCUUGGGUGAGGUAGAUCAUUUAAUGAUUUCAAUAUCACUUUUCUUUUUCACCGUAAUGCCAUUUAUUUGCACACAGAUCAAGAGUGUAAUGUGAUUUACUUGUGAAAUAGACACAAACAGCACAAAUGGAAUAUGAUUGAUAUAACAAUGGUAUCUCCUGCUGCUUACAGCACCCUUAAUCCUUGUGACCGCGUAUUGUGGUUGCACUGAGGUUUUGCAUAUGUGGACAUUCAUUACAGCUUCAGGCGUCUCGUGCAUUGCAGAUGGUUCGAAUCUGCUCACUGGUGCACACAUUGUGUGACAUCUGUAGAGUAACCAAUGUGUGUUCUCAGAUGUGUACAACAUACAUUGUAUGGCACUAAGAGCUACCAUGUCUUAAUUAUUAUAACUGCUUGCAGCAUUCUUCAUGAUGUGUCCAUGGUGACUGACGAAAUGUGCACCGGUAAGGUAGAAUAAUGGAUUGCUCGUGCUGUGAAUGGACAGUUCAAUACGUAACAAAAUAUAACUCAGCUUGGUGGGCUCUGACACUAUAUAGUGAUUGGUAAUGUUAUCUGCGAGGUGCUUUGUCCAUUUCUUCUGUAAGGUUUCAUUUGGCGAGAUGUUAACAACCAUGGGGCACCACGGUGGCGUGACGUUAACUGCCUCGCUUGGUAUAGAGGUGGUGGGUUUGAACCCGACCUUGACGCCUGUACAUUUGGAGUUUGCAUGUUCUCCCCCGUGGUCGUGUGGAUGUUUCUCCGGGUCCUCCGAUUUUUCCUCCGCAUUUAGAAACAUGCGUUUAGAGUAUUUGGCUGCUAUAAAUUUCCACUUGAUCAGCCACUUCGUUGAGCUAUCAUGUGUGGCCAGGUCGCUUCUGAAAAAGAGCUACACAGCUCAGUGGGCUGAAAUAAAAAGUUACUUUGCAAAAGUUAUGUCACACUUCUCUUAUCUAUCAAACUAUAUCUGGUUUAAUCGAAUUUGUGGUAUGAUACUAGAUUUAAAUAUUCUCUCAUGUCCAGGCAGGCAGCCCACGAUACGUUUUUUUCUCGUAGUUUCCUGCACAAUAACCGCAUCACUCUCACACUGACAAACACUGUGGCACGUGAUCGAUUGUCAGAUGUGCACUGUGAGCUUAAGAUAGGCUCAAUUGGAUAAGGGAUACUCUUAUACUGGGCUCAAAAGUGGCUUAAUUGUAAACCAAAAGCUUGUUUAACCUGAUAUUCCAAGUGUAAUAUAUCGCUGCAUAUGAGCUGUUUGUCCAUUUAUUAUAUUACUUAGACAUCUACCGAGUGCAGAAAUUACGUUUUUGACAAAAGCACGUGGAUAGUUCUACGCGUAUUUGUACAGUUCUUACUCUUGAUAAAUCGGCAGUACCAUUGGAUAUUCACAUCAGUUGCUCAUGGGUCAAGUUGGGUGUAUUAAAUUUUCAAGAGUUGGCUUAGCCGCUAAUGAGCUUGUACCUUUAAGCCUGGCUCACACUGGAGAACACAACCUUUGUAAUCCAACGCCUCUGUAAUGAAAACUACACAAAGGAGUUGAUUUGAGCUCAAUGUUAGGUCAAAAUUGAGUAACUCACAACAUGCAAGCCAAUUGCACAAAUCAUUCGCUAGAGCUAAGAAUAAUGCAAGACAUUUCUAUGGAAAUUUUCCAGGUUAAAAUUACUGUCUCAUAUAAUUACUAGCAGGUGUACCCGUUCUUCGCACGGAAAUGAAUAGUUUAGUCCUAGUACAUAUAGUACAGUAUAUAGAUUAUCCCCCCCUCCAGACGCGCAUUUGUGCGGGAUACACGGCAUACGUGUAGAGUUGGGGGGGGGGGGGGGAUGUGUGACGUCGGCAGGUACACUGCGUGACGCUGCCGCAUGCGGGUGACAUCACAGAUGUGACGUCACCGCUCACUUGCCGUGCAAUACAUUAUAUCGAUUAUUGCGCGUGCCCCCCCCCCCCCCCAAAUACAAAAGUCGAUUUUUAGACUUUUUGCAUUGUGUAGAGUCUGGAAGCUACACACAUGCCAAAUUUCAAAUUUGUUGCAUGUUGGAAAAUAUGCUAAACAUUUCUAUCAGACGCACAUAUUCACGAAUUUCCCUUUUAUAUAUAUAGAUGGGAUGUUUACCAGUUUCCUCAAUACGUUUCACCAAUAAUACAUUACAUCCUUGACUUUCUUGAGCAGAAUCGUUUAAUAUGAAGAUGGAGACAAAUACCACCAUAUAUUUCGGGCCCUGUCUCCAUCUUCAAGAGAUGGCUCUGGAGAACAAUUGGAGAGAACGACUGGACAUCUGUGUCCCUCCUUAGAUGUUUGGAAUCAAGUUGGAAGCCAAGUUCAAUAUAGAAUCCGGUCAGGUGGCACUGUGGGUAGGGCGAUAACUCAUUGGAAAGGACACGAGUUCACAUCCUGAUCCGGGAUUUGCUCAGCCAAUCAAAUGUGCUUUUAUUGGAAGGCAUCACUAGAUGUCCUAUGGAUAGACUAGCUAAUGUUAUAGGAAUGGUGAAUUUUCACGACUGACUUUAGGCUGCGUUUGUAAAUGUAUUGACGCAAGCUUUAUUGAGUGGGGAAAUGUUUCGUGCUUGGCUCAUAAAGCAUUGCACCAUGCAGUUUGUACUAAAUGUACAUCAUGUAGCCCUCAAUUGUACAGCAUUACUGAGUAUGACUACACGUUUAAUAAUGGUGUAUGCCAUCUCUAUGCAGGUAUUCGCAUCGUGUUGGCAGUGGGAAGAUGUAUAAAAAUCACGGAAUUAUCCUUCAAACCCUGUCACUCAGCAUUCGGUAAUUUAAAAAAAUUGCUGCGGUAUAUGAGCCGACACACCUGUGAAUGCACACCUGCAGCUGCCGUGACGACUAUGUACAGUUAACUCGUGUUGAAAGUUCCUGUGAAUGCCAUUGUAGUGAGCUGAUCAGGCUGUAGACAUGAUACGCGGAACAUUUCACUUACGGAAUUAAAGCCGAGUCGGCACAAAAUAUGCGAUGUCACAAAUUGAUUUAUUUUCCUGAUUUUAAUCUGCCUCCACUUGUAUUUUUUAAAAUAGCUGUGUGAAAGCAUACACAUCGCAGGAAACAUAGAGGGGAAUAACGAUCCGAAAAUUACAGUAAUACGUGAAUCUUAUAAAUAAUUCCCUCUACCUACUAAAGCGGAUGUUAUAGUAAUUGUUAGCACCCUGAAAUUGGAAUUCAGAUGCCACCGGUUUACUGUCCUGGCACAGCAGAUGAAAGUCCAAGUUUCUGAAAUUCCAUUACCUCUGUCCACCCAGCCGUAUAAAUGGCGACACUAGAGUCAACUGGCAGGUCACGUGUGACAGAGAAAAGUGAGUAAACCACCUCUUCAAUGACGUCUGGCUAGUGUGGAAGAGUAAGGUCAAAUACCCUCUAGAUGGGCCCUCUAGAGCCAGCUAUGGCAUGAGCAAAACAUUGCAGAGCUUGAUCAUGAACCUCGAUUACUUUACCUGUAAAGUCCUUGCGGUGUCCCAAAACCUCUUGGGGGAAGAUCCCGUAUUAGGACAAUUUCAUUCGUGGGUGUUUUGUAUGAGAGAGUAAACUCAUGCGUACUCAUGAAGCCACAUAGAUUAUAUAAUCCAUUGUAUGGCCACCGGUCUAUUUGGCCACGAAAGACCACACCACCUGGUUAUUCCCGUGACAGUCUCCCGUCCGAGUACUGAUUUAACUUUAACUAAUAUUUACUGCCUCAUUGUGACCUCCGCAUUAGCCUCUUGACCAACAUAGCAUAUUUCAUCUGAGUCUCAUGUACAUACACUUCCCACUCGUAACGAUUGCAUUUGCAUCCGUGUUUCUCUGUAUGCUGCCGCCUCAACGCAGAUUUCAUAAGCUGCCAACUUUUGCCUGAAGGAAUCUUGCGUAAUAGCAUGUUUAGCAUGUGCUUGUAUCCAUAUUGAAGUCUGCAAAUACAUGCCAAUCAACCGCUAAUAAAUGUGAUGAUGUUA
This is a messenger RNA of Lethenteron reissneri (Far Eastern brook lamprey), 6209 nucleotides long. RefSeq names its product tropomyosin alpha-3 chain. The record is from RefSeq and is a predicted model, not a curated record. Lineage: Eukaryota; Metazoa; Chordata; Hyperoartia; Petromyzontiformes; Petromyzontidae.